GACCACUUCUGACACUUGCAGUGUAAGUGCAUAUUUUGGCAACAAAACAACGUGCGAACGGUUGGUCGUGCGGUUUUCUACAUGUAAUCAGUCCUUAAAUGCAAAAAUCCAAAAUGAUACUAGACAAAAAGUCUGAUCUGAUAACUACAAUUGAAGAAGAUGCAGAUAUUGAAAACUUGUCGGCGGAUUCGGACGAGGAAGUUGAGUACCAACCGACAAAAUUGAGACAUAAACGAAUCACAGAAUUCGAAAAAGGCUUUGAGUUUGUUUCGUCGGCUAAGGAGUACAAUGUGGACACUUGGGAUGAUUUGAUGAAGUUUGUGAAACGGAAGGCGCGCACAAAGACGGACGAUAAAAUUGCCGCAAAAUUAAAGGACCGCCCUGCCCAGGCAGGAGAUAGUAGCGAAGAAGAGCUCGAUCUUUCAGAAGACGAACUAAAGCACGACGGCCUCAGAAUCCGGGAAGGAGUGAAGAAAAAGAGUAAAAAGAAGAAGCAAAAAGAAUUAGAAGAGGAAGAAGCUGAGAAUGAGGCAGACAAAGAUUUCUUUGAGGAAGGAACCAAUAAUGAAGAAAUCACAUCUUUCUACCAAAUGAAUCUUUCGCGGCCGCUUAUGCGAGCUAUAGGUGUUCUAGGGUAUAUUUACCCCACGCCAAUCCAGGCAUCGACAAUCCCGAUAGCGUUGCUGGGCCGCGAUAUAUGUGGGUGUGCGGCUACUGGUACCGGCAAGACCGCGGCGUACAUGCUUCCGACCCUGGAACGAUUGCUCUAUCGCCCGGUUAACAACAAAGCUGUAACGCGUGUUUUAGUUUUGGUCCCGACACGUGAAUUGGGCGCGCAGGUUUACCAGGUGACCCGGCAACUGUGUCAAUUCACAAGCAUUGAAACUGGUUUGGCUAUUGGCGGUUUGGAUGUGAAGGCACAGGAAAAUGUUCUCAGGCAGAACCCAGACAUCGUGAUUGCGACGCCAGGAAGGCUGAUAGAUCACAUCAAGAACACGCCGAGUUUCAGUUUGGAAUCUAUUGAGGUGCUCAUCCUCGACGAAGCCGAUCGUAUGUUGGAUGAAUAUUUCGCCGAACAAAUGAAAGAAAUCAUCAACAGCUGCUCGAAAACGCGUCAAACUAUGUUAUUUUCAGCGACAAUGAGCGAACAAGUCAAGGAUUUAGCAGCGGUUUCGCUCGACAAACCUGUAAAAGUGUUCGUGAACAACAAUCAAACUGUAGCGUUCAAUCUCCGGCAAGAAUUCAUUAGGAUUCGAGAGGACAAAGAGGGCGAUCGUGAGCCGAUCCUUGCCGCCCUAAUUUGUCGUACGUUCCACGACCAUUGUAUGGUUUUUGUUCAGACGAAAAAACAAGCGCAUCGCUUACAUAUUUUAUUGGGACUUCUUGGAGUCCGUGCUGGAGAAUUACAUGGAAACUUGACCCAACAACAGCGACUUGAUUCGUUGAAAAAGUUUAAAGAGGAACAGAUUGAUGUGCUCAUUGCAACUGAUGUGGCCGCUCGUGGGUUGGAUAUCGUAGGCGUGAAAACUGUGAUCAAUUUCGUUAUGCCCAUCACAACCGAGCACUAUAUUCAUCGUGUUGGUCGAACCGCUCGAGCUGGUCGUGCAGGUGUGUCUGUUUCGUUAGCGGGCGAGAAGGAACGUAAGAUUGUCAAGGAUAUCAUCAAAAAUGCCGAAAGUACAGUGAAGAAUCGAAUUAUUCCACCAGAAAUCAUCGAGAAAUAUCGUAAAAAAGUGAACGCGCUGGAGGCAGAGAUUCGUAACAUUCUCGAGGAGGAGCGUGUCGAGAGGCAAAUGGCGAAGACUGAACAACAACUUUCUAAGGCCGAGCGGCGUCUCAAAGGAAUGCAAGACAAACCUCGUGAUUGGUUCCAAACGAAAAAGCAGCGCGAGGAAGAAAAAGAGCGUUUGGCCCUAACACCAUCUGAACCAAAACAAAAUGCAGGUGGUGCAAAGAAAAAUCCGAAAGCAGGAGCGAAACGUGAGUGGGGUGGAGACGGCGAAGAUGGACCGCCAGUUGUCGAGAAGAAGUCAAAAAAAGCAAAGGAAGAGAAGAAAAAAUCGCCAGAGCAAUUGGCGAAAGAACGAGCGCUCAAGGAAUUAGAACAAGUUUCACUGGUUCGAGCCAAAUUAUCAAAGAUUAAAAAACGUCCCGGAAAACUGAAUGCAAUAGCCGAUGUCACUCGAGCCGAUAAGGUCAGCGGUGGAAAGAAAAAUCGAUCGAAAUUCGCCAUUGACUUGACUGAUGUUAGCAGGAGUGGAGCGAAACGAUUGAGAUCGGAAGCAAAUCGGCACAAGAAACUGAAGGGAAUACAAAACAAGAAACUGAAGGGUGCAGGUAACAAUGUGAAGCUGAAAAACAAAGCGGGUUUGAACAAUUUCAACAAGGGUAAACAUUUUGGUGGACCAAGAUUCUCUAAGAAGAAGAAAUGAAAAGAUUAGUUCAUAUAAUUUUGUUAAUUACAUACGAAAUAAAUAUAUGUCGGUU
Molecule: messenger RNA, 2487 nt
Organism: Hermetia illucens (black soldier fly)
Lineage: Eukaryota; Metazoa; Arthropoda; Insecta; Diptera; Stratiomyidae
Gene: Rs1
Product: probable ATP-dependent RNA helicase DDX27
Exons: 6
Coding region: 99-2432 (777 amino acids)
Molecular function (GO): ATP binding; RNA helicase activity; nucleic acid binding
Source: RefSeq, a predicted model, not a curated record